Molecule: messenger RNA, 2171 nt
Organism: Elephantulus edwardii (Cape elephant shrew)
Lineage: Eukaryota; Metazoa; Chordata; Mammalia; Macroscelidea; Macroscelididae
Gene: CNGA2
Product: cyclic nucleotide gated channel alpha 2
Exons: 6
Coding region: 29-2020 (663 amino acids)
Biological process (GO): monoatomic cation transmembrane transport
Cellular component (GO): intracellular cyclic nucleotide activated cation channel complex; plasma membrane
Molecular function (GO): intracellularly cAMP-activated cation channel activity; intracellularly cGMP-activated cation channel activity; cGMP binding
Source: RefSeq, a predicted model, not a curated record
UCCUGGCUCUUGGGGCCUUACAUGGAGGAUGACAGAAAAAUCCAAUGGUGUGAAAAGCUCCCCAGCCAAUAACCACAACCAUGCAGCUCCUACCAUCAAGGCCAAUGGCAAAGAUGACCGUGGCACCAGCAGCAGGCCUCAGUCUGCGGCUGAUGAUGACACCUCCUCAGAACUGCAGAGGUUGGCGGACAUGGAUGCCCCUCAGAGGGGAAGGGGUGGCUUCCGCAGGAUCGUCCGCCUGGUGGGGGUCAUCCGAGAGUGGGCCAACAAGAACUUCCGGGAAGAAGAACCGAGACCCGACUCAUUCCUCGAGCGUUUCCGUGGGCCUGAGCUCCAGACCGUGACUACCCAGCAAGGGGACGGCAAAGGCGGCGAGGACGGCGCGGGCAAGGGCACCAAGAAAAAAUUUGAACUGUUCGUUUUGGACCCGGCUGGGGACUGGUACUACCGCUGGCUCUUUGUCAUUGCCAUGCCUGUCCUCUACAACUGGUGCCUACUGGUGGCCAGAGCCUGCUUCAGUGACCUACAGCGAGGCUACUAUGUGGUGUGGCUGGUGCUGGACUACUUCUCAGAUGUGGUCUACAUCACGGACCUUUUCAUUCGGCUGCGCACAGGUUUCCUGGAGCAAGGGCUGCUGGUCAAAGACACCAAGAAGUUGCGGGACAACUACAUCCACACCCUGCAGUUCAAGCUGGACGUGGCCUCCAUCAUCCCCACCGACCUGGUCUAUUUUGCUGUGGGCAUCCACAGCCCUGAGCUGCGAUUCAACCGCCUGCUGCACUUUGCUCGCAUGUUUGAGUUCUUUGACCGAACCGAGACCCGCACCAGCUACCCCAACAUCUUCCGGAUCAGCAACCUGGUCCUGUACAUCCUGGUUAUCAUCCACUGGAAUGCCUGCAUCUACUACGCCAUCUCCAAGUCCAUCGGCUUCGGAGUGGACACGUGGGUGUACCCCAACAUCACCGACCCUGAGUACGGCUACCUGGCCAGGGAGUACAUCUACUGCCUCUACUGGUCCACGCUGACCCUCACCACUAUUGGGGAGACCCCACCCCCGGUAAAAGACGAGGAGUACCUGUUCGUCAUCUUUGACUUUCUGAUCGGUGUCCUCAUCUUUGCCACCAUUGUGGGAAAUGUGGGCUCUAUGAUCUCCAACAUGAACGCCACCAGAGCUGAGUUUCAAGCCAAGAUCGAUGCCGUCAAACACUACAUGCAGUUCCGCAAGGUGAGCAAGGAGAUGGAGGCCAAGGUCAUCCGCUGGUUUGACUACCUUUGGACCAAUAAGAAGACUGUGGAUGAGCGAGAAGUGCUCAAAAACCUGCCAGCCAAGCUCAGGGCAGAGAUAGCCAUCAACGUCCACUUGUCCACACUCAAGAAAGUGCGCAUUUUCCAGGACUGUGAGGCAGGGUUGCUGGUGGAACUGGUACUGAAGCUCCGGCCUCAGGUCUUCAGCCCUGGAGACUACAUUUGCCGAAAGGGGGACAUCGGCAAGGAGAUGUAUAUAAUCAAGGAGGGCAAGUUGGCGGUGGUGGCUGAUGACGGUGUGACUCAGUACGCCUUGCUUUCAGCAGGGAGCUGCUUUGGAGAGAUCAGCAUCCUUAACAUCAAGGGCAGCAAAAUGGGCAAUCGACGCACAGCCAAUAUCCGGAGCCUUGGCUACUCCGAUCUGUUCUGCUUAUCCAAGGACGAUCUCAUGGAAGCGGUGACCGAGUACCCUGACGCCAAGAAAGUCUUAGAGGAGAGGGGUCGGGAGAUUCUGAUGAAGGAGGGGCUGCUGGAUGAGAAUGAGGUGGCGGCAAGCAUGGAGGUCGAUGUGCAGGAGAAGCUCGAGCAGCUGGAGACCAACAUGGAGACGUUGUACACGCGCUUUGGCCGCCUGCUGGCUGAGUACACGGGGGCCCAGCAGAAGCUCAAGCAGAGGAUCACGGUUUUGGAAACCAAGAUGAAGCAGCACAAUGAAGAUGAUUACCUGUCAGAUGGGAUCACCAGCCCGGAGCCAGCCGCUGAAGAGAAACCGUAAUGGCUGGAACCCAACUACCUCUCCAGCCUUGGUCUUGACCCCAGGAUCUAGAAGAACAGUGUAGGUCUCUGUGUGUCUCUGCAUUAUCCUUACUCUCUCCUCAAAUAGUCCCUCAGUCUCUGUUCCAGCAUCCUCCCCCCACAAGUGUCGC